Platichthys flesus (European flounder) is the source of this 2573-nucleotide messenger RNA. RefSeq lists its product as uncharacterized. Bases 66 to 704 code for a protein of 212 amino acids. The record is from RefSeq and is a predicted model, not a curated record. Lineage: Eukaryota; Metazoa; Chordata; Actinopteri; Pleuronectiformes; Pleuronectidae. The transcript has 6 exons.
UGACGUUGAGCUGCUCUGUGUCACCAUCAUGUAGAAGCUGUGUCCUCAAAGUGAAGUGGCUGUUUAUGAAUAAAGAUGUGACUGAAAACAACAAAGACCUGAAGACAUCACAGUCUCACCGCUCGGCCAAUGUGAGCUUCUCAAAAUCCCAUUUUGUUCACAAGAUGAAGAACUAUAGCUCAUUAACAUGUAAAGUGAAUGAUGGUGACAAAGAGGAAAAGUUUUCCUUCAUCCCUCCGUCAUCAGAAGGAAAGAACGAACCAGCUCCAGGAAACAAUGAGAUGACAACAGACUGGUGGAGGUACAUCGCUCUGGUUGUGGGUUUUGCCACAACCGUGAUAUUGGUUGUGAUUCUCAUCAGAUGGAGAAGAAACAAAGCUACAGACACACAGAUGAAGGCAGAUGAAAACAGAACCUUCUCUGUGGAGGAGACGAGAGGUUUUGAUGAACCUGACUCUUCUCUCUGCGAGGCCAACUCUUCUGUUCCUGUCGUCUCAGGGAACAAAACACAGACGCACAAACACACGGUCGACCCUGCAGAGGAUGUGGCCUACGCCUCCAUCAGCCACUCCCCUCACAGCACGGCCCAGAUCCAGGGUGGUGAUGAUGCAGUGACCUACAGCACUGUGAAAGCUCCCUCCUCUUCUACUGGACCCUCAGCUGAUCCCAGCAGCCUCUAUGCCACCGUCAAGUUCAACCAAUAGAGACAUGGAGAGACUCGUCCUGGUGAUUCCUCCACACAGCAUCAGUAUCAAUGUUUCUCACCAGAGCAAUAAGCUGUGUCUUUCCACUGACGUCUGUCCAUUCAUCCAGCUGCAGUGAAAAUGCUUCAGCAAGUUUCUACACAACUUCAUCAACAAUGUCUGUUCCAUCGUUUCUAUUCUGCAGCAACAUAUUCUUCAUGAUACUGGUGACGUUGUGUUGGCUCUGUUUUGUUGUCACAAUGUAUUUGUGAACCACAGUUUGACCUACAUGUGUAGUCAAAAGCCUAAAGCCACAUGUCCCUUUGUUCUGGAGAAAACCAGAGGCUCCAGAACUCAGUCUCCCAGGAUGCCUCAUCAAAUAUGUAGAAACCUCAGAGAGAGCCACAUGUGAGGGAUCCCUCUCCCAGGACGGACAGAAGUACAAUAGAUGCCACGUGUAGGAGAACAUCAUCAAUAAUCAAAGUCUCUAGCAGCAUUGAUGAGGGUAGACAUCCCGAAGGACAACCCCAACAUGACAUGCCAAGCAGUCCCGCUGCAAUCACAGUCCAUGGUCAGCAACCAGCAGGACCACGAUCCACCAUCCAGACCAGACGCCACUCCAGUCCUCAGUCCCCGUCCACCGCCGCCCACCAGGACCCAUCAGGACCCACCAUGAACCACCGCCGCGGUCCUGGUCCACCGCCCGUACCCAAUGCCAACUCGACACAGGGUCCGCCACCAGCACCACGAUCAGCCCACAUGACUCAGAAACCUCCACACUGGAUCCACCACCGCGACCCCCGGUGCGUGAUCCACAAACCUUAAUCCAUGGUGCGGCCACAGAGGCCCUGGAUCUGCGGGUGAUAAAGCAAAGGGAUUCCUGGGAAGGGGGAUAGGGAUGGAGAAGAGGAAGGAGAAGCUGGAAAGAGAAGCUCUGUGGGUCAUGUGUCAUAAAUUCCUUUUGCGUCUGAUGAGAUAUCUAUGUUUCUCUGUAUCUUGUGACUAUAUUUUUCCUGUGACCUAUGAAUAAUUUCAGCUGCAUAGUCCAUAUAAUCAAUAAUGCACAAUACAAAGUAUAAACUGUCACUGUAACCUGUGUAACUAAAAAACAUGUUUAUGACAGUUGGUUCCUCAAACAGACUGCGAGCCAGACAGAUGAAAACAGGAACUUGAUACCCAGACAAUACUUUGAAAUAAGCUUAUUCAACUGUUUCUGUUCUUGGAAUGAUGUCUAUCUUUUUGACUCAGACACAGGAUCAGCCCAGAGCACGACCACAGAAAGAGACAAAACAAGAAUCCGGCCGUUUGCAACUGACUGGUAACCAGGCACAUGAGCAUGUGUCCACAUGAGUGUCAAUCUGACUGCAAAAUACAAUUCGGAGAAAAGUGUGUGAUUGAAAUUCAUCUUGAGAUUUGAAAUAAUGAAGUUCUCAGACUGGAGUUGCCAUUGAGUCUUUGUAAUGGUAGGCUCUGCAGAGUUUGCACAACAAGCACAGGUUCUCAGGAAAGAGAGAGGAGGACAUGCCAGAACUAAAACAAAGAGAUGCUUCAUAAAACGUGGUGAGAAAAAGAUAUGAAAUCCUCCUCUCUGUCUAAUCUGCUGUGUCCCACCGCUGUAACGGACUCCCUGUUUGCCAAGGCCACAGUAGUGAUGUGUUUGCAAAAAACUGCACUUUGAGAAAACAGUAUACAUCUGAUCAAUAACUGAAUUCCCUCAAAGAAAAAGAACCGCCUCUGUGCUGCCCCCUGUGUCUUUUUAAAUACUGUGGACUUGGGAUGUGUGUGCGCUUCUUCUCGACAUGAUCCAGUAAAGCUGGUGCGUGCAGCAGAACCCCUGAGACUCUCUGUAAGUAUUGUUCUUAUGUAAUAAACUUGUUACUGUGAAACUUU